Dichomitus squalens LYAD-421 SS1 is the source of this 1248-nucleotide messenger RNA. RefSeq lists its product as uncharacterized. The transcript is spliced from 3 exons. The record is from RefSeq and is a predicted model, not a curated record. The annotation marks the transcript as partial. Lineage: Eukaryota; Fungi; Basidiomycota; Agaricomycetes; Polyporales; Polyporaceae.
AGACACGACUCCCUUUUCAGUUUCGGCGCCUCCUCUACUCGGAAUGCCGCUGAACUGAAAUCUUUGCUUGGGAGCUCAAGUUCACGCCUCAGACGCGGUGCCACUGUACUUUCCCGACAUACCCACUCAAUGGACAAGGACACGCGUAAGGCCCACGCCGUCUCCCUUGAGCAAGCGAAACCCCGCGCACGUGUCGAAGUUGACAUCGUUUUGGAAAGCGACUGCGUUGUCGAGGGCGGCUACCUUCGUGGCAACCUCAAAAUACGCGUCCGCAAACGGCAGAAGAAGGAAGCUCCUGUACUCCUUGCGGAUGGCCGCGUGCGGGUUAUCGGUUUCGAGUGCGCGGCCGGGGAUCGUCACCAGCACACCUUCUAUCAGCGAGCCAGUGCGCUGUCCGCUAUUACGGACGCACACACCCGUCUCUACGACUCCCCGCCAGAUGAAGAAGGCUUCGCACGUGCGAUGGAGGGCGUUCAUAUCCUUCCAUUCGCAAUGCAUCUACCCGAUGAUGGCAACUUCGGCUCUGCCAAGGGCACUGUCAGCAUUCAGUCCGGGGUCGCCCUUCGGUACAUUGCGAUGAUCUCCGUGAAGGUGAAAGACUCGAAGACCUCGAAGCGGUCUAUUGCACAUUUCUACCGGGACUGUCAGGUAUGGCCUCGUCUCCAAGUCGACGGUGUUCUAGCAAGCGCGCCCCGACCUAUUCAGGCAUCUACCGCGAGGAGUAUUUCCGUCAUCGGUGGCGGAAAUAAGCUGAAGCUCACCGCAAUGUUGCAUCGCUUGACAUGGAUUGCUGGGCAGCGAUGUUACGUGCGUGUCCGUAUCGGGAACGAAACCAAGAAGACGGUGAAGACAGUGACCCUGAGCCUCGUGCGGACCACAAGUCUGUUCAAAUCCAACCCCGACCCUGACCCUGACGAUCACGCCGUAGCGGGGAAUAAUACCUGUCAGACCACCGCGACGCAUAAGAUUGUGGCGGAAACGACCCUGGAGAGAAGCUCUCCUGCCACAAAGAACCACGCGAGCGCUGAAGGCUGGUGGACAGGAGCGCAGGCUCUCCAAGAGGUAUAUUUCUCCCACUACAUUCUCCUUCCGCCGGAUGCACUUUCUGUGCCUCGGUCGCGCCUCCUUGAAGUCGAGUAUUCUAUCCGCGUAACUGCCAGUGCUGGCGCGUUAACGUCGGAUGUGCACGUCACGCUCCCAAUACGUAUCAUCAAUUUUCUAUCGGUCGACCCACCGCCGAGCGAACCG